AUGUUUAACUGGCUCAACUCUCCUCAACUCCCAGACACCAUCGAAACCCAGGCCUUUCGAUCCAUCUCUGGAGGCCCCACCCUCAGGGUCAACGCCAUCAAUGAUCGGACCCAUAGGAUGAAGCUUGUUCCUUGGGAGGAUAUUCUCGAGGUCUUUCCUAACGCUAUCUAUCUCCGUGAUGCUAAUGGAAUCGUCAUGCCCGCAAGGAAUAACACCUUCAAGAGGAUUACUCCACGAUCAAUAAAAUUACAGUCGGAUGUCGUCCUGGAAGUCGUCUCCGCACAAGAUAUCCCACCUGCUUCUACAAGACCAGCCAAUAUCACAAAAACAGAGGACCUUGCCAAAGAAUCGUCAUUAUUACCUGCAGUAACAGGUUCCUCGUCCGCUGAUCGCUGGUCCUCAGAACAGGAGGCCCGCAAUGCUAGGAUAUCCACAUCAACAACAGAAUCCAAUCGAGGCAUCACAGGGUCGUCGCAACAGCAUCAACAGCAUGACGAGGCCGAAUCGGAUUGGUCACCCUUCCAGGCCAACUCUGCCUCCACAUCCACAUCUUCGGCACAAACAGAACUUUUGCGCCAGGAAAUGAUCCAUCGCAUGGAGCUCUUAUCUGCUGAACAAGAGGAAAGGUUAGAUAUCGUCCUCAAGGCCUAUCGCAGGCCUACUCGGUCAUAA
Molecule: messenger RNA, 672 nt
Organism: Gamsiella multidivaricata
Lineage: Eukaryota; Fungi; Mortierellomycota; Mortierellomycetes; Mortierellales; Mortierellaceae
Exons: 2
Coding region: 1-672 (223 amino acids)
Source: RefSeq, a predicted model, not a curated record